This is a messenger RNA of Gongylonema pulchrum, 267 nucleotides long. The record is from the annotation of a GenBank genome assembly. Lineage: Eukaryota; Metazoa; Nematoda; Chromadorea; Rhabditida; Gongylonematidae.
AUGAAUCCGUGUCGCUACGGUGGCUGCGCCAUUGAAACGUUUCCAACAGCGCCUCUUCUGAAGUACUUGAAAUGCAAUUGCGUGCUGCAGUACACCGGAGAAUAUUGCACUGAGUUGGUGGAUGGAGCAGUUGGGCGAGAGAUCGUGCGUUUUUCUCCAUUUAUUGCACACAUAUGUUCAACUGUAUGCAUAUUUAUUAUUUUCUUCUGCUGCAGAAGGGCAGUGUAUGUUAUUUUCACUUACUUUACGUACACAAAAAUGCAAUAA